GCACAAGAUCGCAAACCUUUACUAUAUUUACCUCACGCCCCGUUGACUCUAAAAGCUGCGGGGACGCUUAGCAACCUCCUCUUAUCAUGCUAAUUAGCAUGGAACAAAAUAAAACCAAUGCGUGUGCUGUGUAGUUUGUGUAUACGCGAACAUCGAUUGCUUUUGAAGAACCUAAAAAUACAUUGGACAAUAAGCAGCAUGAUAUAUUAUAUUUCAUUUAAAAGUGACAUCCAUCGCUAGCUGUUCAUGCGAAAGAUAAUGUUGCAUUGAUUUUAGAUGACAUGUGGAGAUAUGGGAUAUUUCUAUUUUAUUCAGAUGAUAAACGAACGGAAUCGUGGUCCAAUGUAGAAAGGAAUCUCGGGAGAUACCAGAUGGUUCACUUUGAAGAAGUUCUACAUGUACACUAUUAUACAUCAUGGUGUUCGGCAAAAUCGUCAACACUCUUCUUGACCCUGUAGUCCUAUAGCUGAUUUGAGGGAUGGAACAAUCAUGAUGGGGAAUCCUGCAAAAACCGUUAUAAAUUAUCAUGAAAUGGAUAUCAACUCAACUGAACCAUGUCAAGACUAUGUAUGUGACACGAGCAGUUCUACUAGGGCGAUGCCAGUCGGAGAUAAUACCGAAAGCGAAAGGAACAACAGUCAACAUCGUAAAAAGAAAAGACAUCGUCAUCGAAGUCGAAGCAAUCCUGAAGGUGAACCUAACUCUGAACAUGGAGCGACCAGCGGAGGACAUGAUGGAUCCGGAGAAGACAGCUCUGAAAGUAAUGAAAACAUCGUGGUAUCCUCCUCCAUUAGAAAGAAACGAUCGAAGGCCCGUCAUCACAAACAUUCACCCAAAGACACUGUUUCGGGAGAUGAUUCGGGACUUAGCCUGGGCAAUUCCUUAAACGAUUCGACAGUCGUUGGGGAAGUUUCCCAGGUAACUCCAACUGAAGAGACCAUUCAGCAUGCAUCUGGAAUUGACACUAAACAUGCAGAAUGUCCCAGUGAAGGUAGAACUGAAUAUAAUGAUAAUGUUCCCAUAGAAGAUAGUCAGAGUGACUCAGUGAAACAUGCUGUUCAUACUGAAGAAAAGAAGGAUAUCACAUCCACAAGCUCAAAUAACCAUCCGGUUACAACCGAUUUGGAUGUGUCAAAGACCAAAGAAAGUAAUGCCGUCCAGGGACAAUUUGCGAACAUCAAGAAGCAGCAGGAUACAAGUGACAGCAAGAAGACAGAUCGCAUGAAUCGGCAACUGGAGAGGCAAAAAUCACAGUACAGAAUUGAAAAAGAGAUGCUAAAGAAAAGAUUAGAUGAAACCAGGACUAAAUUCCAAGAAGAGAUAAGUAAAUACGAGCAAGAUCUGAGUGAGCACCGGAAGGAUUACUUGGAAGAAUUGAGUUCCCUAAAGCUACAGGAGCAGUAUGAGAGUCUCAGUACCCGCAUCAGUGAUCUUGGACAGCUCGAAGACGACCUCGACAGGCGAUUCAAAGACUGCAUCGAACAACAAACAGACAUCGAGGAAAUGGAGAGAUUUCUCAACAUGCGAGAAGAGCUAUGUAAAAGCAAAGAGAGAGACAUUACGAAGUUAGAUGAUGAACUUGAUGCAUGGCAGAAUGAAUUGGAAAUAAAACGGCAGCAAUUGGAGACUGCGGACACCUCAAAACGGAAAGCUGAUACUUCACUGAAUGCAAGUUACUCAAAAGCUACCACGGAUCAAGAGGACUAUAUUUUGAAAAAGAAUUUACUGAAAUGUCAGGCAGACCUAGCACGGACCGAAGAUGAAAAUGCCAACCUACAUAAGCAACUGGAUUCAUUGAAGAUACAGCUUGACUCGGCUAAGGUCCAAACACAAAACCACGAAAAGAAAAUAAAGCAACUCGAAAACCAAUUAGUGAUUGCCCUCAGUCAACUAGGUAGUCCAAAACAGAACCAUCUCAACCAGCAUUCUCUACCCCCUAUCAACGGACACCGUCCCAGUGUUGCCUCGUCAUCAGCUGAGAGCCGCAUAGAAGAACUUCAGAGGGACCGGGCGUCACGACGCCAGUUAGGCAAAGAUCACCUCAGUAUUAACCAAGAGGCGGCAUUGAGAAGGAAAAUGUUAGGAAAGGACAGUGGGGUUUCAACGCGAAGUCCUUCGACCAGUAGAAUAUCAGCAAAAACUGUUAGCAGUGUGCAAGAGCAAGGGUUGACCGAGGAAUACGGCAGGAGAAGUCAUGCGUCAAGAAGCGCAGUAGAUUCUCAGUCGGGAGAGGACGGUUGCCAACCGUCGACAUCAGGUGCUUCAGGUGAAGGGACUAAUAGGCGAAAGUCUCCAUCGUUGGGUUCAUCGAACAGUGAGAAAAGUUCUGUGUGUGCUCUCAUGUGAUGAGGAAUUACUACUUUAUCCUGGAUUUCUUGGAUGGGUAAAACUACCCAUGUAAAGAAAAAUUGAGAGAGAGCGAGAGCGAGCGUGCAAAGCGGUUGUAUUAGUAGAAGAUGAGUGUGCAUGUGUUUAAGGGGAUAUGAAUAUAAAGAAUCUUUUCUUGUGCGCCAAAAGAGUACAGGGGUACAAUGCCACGUCACACCCAUCCAUCCACUCAUCACCCAUUGCCAACUGGUUUUAAAGCUCAAUUGUGAUAGUUGCGUACAGCGUAAGCUCAUAUUCUCCAAUUCACACAAGGGUAAAUUCCAAAUACUCUGACUGCACUUGUCAGGAGUUUCAAAUGUUAAGCCCAUUCAGACCGUUUUUAUGUAGCUGGAUGUUGCUCAUUCUCAAAACUUUCCCAUUUCAAAAACAUAAAAGAUGAUAACUGAUUAUGGGACCUCACUUAAUUAUUUUUUAUUUGGAACAGUGAUUUAGAAUAUCAAUUGACGUAAUAAAAGGUUCAAAUUAAUUUCAUUGUUUGAUUCCAAAGAACACUAAUUCCCGAUGUCGUAUUAAUAAUGAUGUCACAAUUUUUGUUGUUGUUGAUGUAUUGCACGGCCUUGGGGCAUCGAUUCAGUACAAAAAAUAGUAAAUGUCGCUAUAUACAAUAGUCGUGACGUAUAUUUAUCACCAUCAUGACAAAUUGCACGAAGAUUUGAAAGGCAAUUAUGGCCAAUAAGAAACCUUCUAUGUGACCUAAACGCAGUAUUGAGUGUGUGACUUCAUAAUUAUGACUUAUUAUUUCCCGUAAAUAUUAACCUGCUAUCAUUUUUGUUAAACCAUGCAAACUAUCAUAUGCCAAAUAAUUAUAAAUUUUUAUAUUAAAGUUACCUCCGCUUUCGAUAUAAUAAUCAGUGUUGUGUUUGUAAGAUACUGCUUCCAUUUUUCUCAAAUGAACUUAAUUUUGAGAUGGGCUCUAAGACAAGAAAAACGUCACGCACGUUUGAAUGAAGCGUAAAGAAUAGGGUUGUGCUCACUGGCACGCGGCUGCACGCCUGUGGUGAGGGCACACCCCACCCCAACCGGUAUUUUGAAAUAAAUAUCAUUCAUCCUGGUUAUUGAUGAUACUCAUAAAAAUAAUAAUUAAAGUCGCCAUGAACAUCGAUGAUGUAAUUGAUGAAGCUGAUAAUAAUGAUAAUAUUAUGGUAAUGAAAAUAAUUACAAAAGUAAUGAAGAAACUACACACUUUAACAAAUUUCCAAAUGAGUUCAGCGAAAAAGUCUAGAUACACGCCCUUGCAUUCUAAUGGGUGAAGCGGAUAAUUUUGCGCCACUCAUUUUGUUUCAAAAUGUCAAACUCUUCAAGUAUUUAUCUCAUGACCAUGCUUUACUUUUCGGAAUUUCUGAGUGGUUUAUAGCAAUUUCUGCAUAUUGAGCGACUGAAGUGAUUGCAAUAAUUUUAUCGAUAUAGUAAGAAUCUAACUGGCAAUUUGUACACCAAAAUAGGGCAUUUACAGCAUAUCAAAAUUCCACUACCUUUUGUAGAAUAUAGCCUUCAUUAUUGGCUUAAAAAAUAUGCGACGAUGACAGCAUUGGUCAGCAACCUGAUCAUUUCCACAAUUGCAAUAAAGGCACCGCGAUUACUGCUUCACUGGCGUAGAUACAAGCCCCGAACGAACCUGUUCGGGAAGAAAGGGGGGGGGGGGGUGAUCUAUGUGUGACUCACUAUUAAAUGUAGAGUGCAGUGGAUCCACGGUCACCCCCCCUUGAAAAACAUGACGUCAUGUAUCUCUGUCCGUAACUGCUAUUGACAUAACUUGUUUGCAAUGUCUUCCUUUUGACUCUCUGAUAUUCCUUGAACUUUGGAUAGGAAUUGCUAUAGCUGUCAAUGAAUGUCUUGUGUGAAAGUGCCUUCAUGAAAUGUUCACAAUACGGAAAUAAAUCAAGCAUACAGUAUCAAAUGGAGCAUCCUAUAAUAUUUCGUGUUACAUUCGCAAUAUAGUUUAUUAUUACCAUACUCGAUGAAAUUCAUGAAUAUGAAAGCAAUCAAUUGAAUGUUUAAUGAUGUUACCUGUAAUACAUUUUAUGUGUUAAAACUGUCGCAAAAUAUUAACCAAAAAUUCUUCAUAUUUUGCCCAUACUGCAUUUGAAUUUGUAUCAUAAUACAUCAUAUCGGAAAUGACUCCACUUAUAUUGUUUGGAUGCCAUUCAUUUGUAUUAUCUCACAUGAUAUGUAUUCUUAGAUUUUAAUGAUUCUUGGAUUAAAUGCUUCGACGGACAACGGUCGGUAUUCUUGGGGAAGCAUUAACCAAGUAGAGUCCGCCACGCUUUAAUGAAGUAUCUGUUCCGAACACAUUAAUGCUGUUAAUUUUUUCUGCAAGGAAAAUAAUAGUACAAUUCAAUAAUAUUAGAAAAAAAAAUGAUUAUACA
Molecule: messenger RNA, 4754 nt
Organism: Lytechinus pictus (painted urchin)
Lineage: Eukaryota; Metazoa; Echinodermata; Echinoidea; Temnopleuroida; Toxopneustidae
Product: myosin-2 heavy chain-like
Exons: 7
Coding region: 490-2346 (618 amino acids)
Source: RefSeq, a predicted model, not a curated record